AUGCAGGUCCUUCUCGCACCGGCGUCGUCCGCAUGGCAAUGGGACCCCAUAGGCUUCUGGGACGAGCCCUUUGCAUCCCUCUUAACCGAUGAAGCACCUGUCGCCGCUACCGUGACUGGUACCGACGGUCUCCCUUCCAUCGCCGCCGCCGGCGGAUCCGCCGCCAAUGGCGCGUUCCUCCCAUCCGUUCAACCCGCGGGCUUCGACAGCAGCCCUCCGGUUUCAACGGUGGGCGGCAGGCCUUGGGGGGGUCCUGAGGGCAGUACCCCCGCCGCCGCCGCCGCCGCUGUCGCGUGGCUCGACUCCGCCAUUGCCGCUGGGGAGGGGGAAUGGUGGCUGCAUGGCGCGGGGAGAGAGGCGCCGGCCGGGGGAGCGGCGGGGGCGUUGGCGCAGCUGGGGAUAGGCGGGGAAAACGAGUUGGGCGGGGUCCCUGCACUGAGCGGCCGCGCCAUUAGGGCGUCAGGGGCGAGUGCGGGUGCGGGGGUGAGUGGGUUUGCGGAUGCGGGUGCGGGUGCGGAUGCGGGUGCGGGUGCGGCGGGUGCGGCGGGUGCGUGUGCGGUGAGCAGAUCGGAUCUUGCAGAGGGUGGUGGUGAUAGGAGUGGAGAAGAGGCUUUGGGCGUGCGCGAUUCAAUAUGUGACAUGAACGAUGCGCUGAGAGAGGGUGUGUGCGGGCAGGACGGGUUAGGGAUGGAGAUGGGCGGCAGUCUAGGAGCUGAUAAGGCAGGAGAGUUAAGGAACGGCUUAGGUCUAGUCAACAGCGUGCGAGUAACAACAGCAGCAGAAACAGCUGCAGCAACAGCAGAGGUGGAAGUAGCAGAGGUGGAAACAGGUGUACGGACGGCAAUGGGUGCGACGACAGAAGCAGCGUCGCCUUUGCCAGUGAUGUCGGUAGCAGGUGCUCAGGCUGCUGCUCUUGGGCCCGGUGGAGCAUGCAGCGAUGCAGAAAUCAAAGACGUGGACACUGGCGAAGGAGCAGCAGCAGCAGCAGCAGCAGCAGCAGCAGCAGCAGCAGCAGCAGCAGCAGGGCCAGCAGCAGCAGCAGCAGCAGCAGCAGAAGCAGCGGCACCAGCGGCGAAGAAGGCAGAACGGUCACUGGCGCGCAGGCUGGCAGCAGCCCUCGGCGAGGACGGCACAGCGAACCACCCCCCCGCCUUCUGCCUUGGCAUCGGCUUCGAGCCGGGAGGAACCUCCUCUGGUGCGUGCAGCAGCGCUGGUGCUGGCGGCACUGACGGCGCUGGCGUUUUUGGCAGUAAUGGCGGUACUGGCAGUGCUGGUGGUGCUGGUGGGCCUGCUGCGGGUGCAGCAGCAGGCGUGUGGAUGGGUGCAGCGCGCAGUGCAUGGAUGGGUGCGAACCGAGCAGCACCUACCGGGUUUGCUUUCUCCUCCCCUGCUGGCUCACCUCCGGUCUCAGUUGCAGCUCCUGUCAUGGGCGCUGGGCUGGGACUAGGCGGGCUGGGUUUAGGCUUGCUGGGACUAGGUGGGCAGGUAUCUGGCGGGCAGGGGUUGGUGGGUGCGGAGGCAGUGGCAAGGCGAGGCUUGCCAUGGGGUGUAGCUGCGCCUGCUGCCAGGGGAGCGCCUCUGGGGACUGCAGCUGCGGCUGUGAGCUGCGGGGAGCUGGGCGCAGCCCUGGGCGCAUUCAUGGGCGGAACCAUUGGCGGAGCCAUGGGCGCAAUGCAGGGAGAGUUAGUAGGUGGCGGGAUGGCUCUUGACUUCUGGAAGCUAGGCACUGGUGGUGCCACGGACAGGCAGGAGGGAGCAGGCAUGGCGCGUGCAGGUGAGGGUGUGGGGGAGGCGGAGCAGCGAGCAGGAGCAGAUGGAGGGAGCAGAGGAGGGGUUGAGAGGGAUGCGGUGCAGUUACAGGGGAGUGGAUGGCACACCCGUGGUUCUUCGCUUCCUCUACAGGAACAGUUGCAGCAGCGACUGCAGCAGCGGCAACAACAGCAGCAACACGGCCAGCAGCAGCAAAAUAUGCAGCAGCAGCAGCAGCAGCAGCAGCAGCAGCAGCAGCAGGAGCGGGAGCGGGAGCAGGAGUGUGAGAGGCAGGGUGAGGAGGAGAGAGAAGAGAUCCGGCAGCAGGUGGUUCGGUUCCGGGGAGCAGCAGGGGGAGUGCAAGCACGAGAGGGCGGCAGCAUUGGCAGCGCUGGUAGUGCCGGCAGCGGUGGCAGUGUGGGCAGGGCGCCGCUAAGCCACCCUGUGAUGGAGCGACUGCUCAUUCUGGGCGAAGCUGUUGCCACCGGCGAGGAUGAGGCGCGCAUAUGGAGUUUGGCGGAGGAGCUGCGGCUGCAUGCGGACAGGCGGGGGGCACCGGAGCAGCGGCUGGUGCACUACGUGCUGGAGGGGCUCAUAGCGCGCGUCAUGGGCGACGGUGCUAAACGCUGGAACACCAACACCGCGCUAUCUGUCAGCGAGGACGUGUUGAGCAAGAUGGCGGACCUGUCAUUUGUGAUGCCGCACCAUCGCUUCAUGGUGGUGGCGUGCAAUGCAGCCAUAGUGGAGGCAGUGCGGCACCACCCCAUCGUGCACGUGGUGGACAUCGGCUGGUGGUUCGCUGGCCAGUGGCCCGGCUUCAUUGCAGCGCUAGGGACUCUCCCCGGCCCCAAGCCUCUUCUCAAGUUCACCAAGGUGGACACCCCGCCCUCCAUGUGCCCGGAGCGAAACUUUUCCCAGCUGCCCACGGACCACUGCCAGGACAUGUUGGAGCGGGCAGCAGCAGCAGCGGGCAUCCGCCUGGUCUUCCAAGCAGUCGAGUGCUCUCUCGAUCGCCUCGACCGCCGCAUUCUCGGCCUCGACCCGCUCUCCCCCGCCGCUGCCGCCAGGUGCCUCAGCAGCAGCAGUGGCAACAGCAGCGGCAGCGGCAGCGGCGGUGGUGGCGGGGGCGGGGGAGACGGCACGUGCAGCAACCAGUCGGGCACCGCGCACCGGCCCCACAAGCACCAGCGCCACUCGUCCGCGACACUGCCGAUAGCCGGAGCGGCGGAUGUGAGGCAGGUGUUAUCGGCGGUGGAAGCAGGGAGGGGGGCAGGGGACGAGGUGCUGGUGGUGAAUGGCAUCAUGCGCUUGCACACGCUGCCUAGUGGGUCCGUGGUGCGGCACUCCCCGCGCGACGCUGCUCUGCGUGCCAUCCGCAGGCUGAACCCGCAUGCAGUGGUGCUGGGAGAGAGACACGUGGACCACGACGGGCCCUUCUUCCUGCGCCGCAUGGCCGACGCCCUCCCCUGGUACCUCUCCGUGUUUGAAUCCCUCGAAGCCGGCCUCGUCCCGCGCGUGCAGGCAUCACGAGAUGUCUUCGAGCAGGUGGUGAUCGGCCGGGACCUUGUGAAUGUGAUAGCGUGUGAGGGGGCGCUGAGGGUGGUGCGAUCGGAGCCGCUGGGGAAGUGGAACUGGCGCAUGGGCGAGGCAGGGUUUGCAGCAGUGCCGUACCCGGCGCGGGCGCGCGUGCAGGUGGAGACGGUGAUGGUAAGGUAUCCUGCAGAUUUUGGCGUGGAGGAUGAAGAGGGGAGCCUGCUGCUGACAUGGAAAGGGCAGCCCAUGAUGGGGGUGGGGGUGUGGCGUGUGGCGCGGUGA
Molecule: messenger RNA, 3564 nt
Organism: Closterium sp. Naga37s-1
Lineage: Eukaryota; Viridiplantae; Streptophyta; Zygnematophyceae; Desmidiales; Closteriaceae
Source: the annotation of a GenBank genome assembly